Nerophis ophidion (straightnose pipefish) is the source of this 3640-nucleotide messenger RNA. Its product is annotated as gastrula zinc finger protein XlCGF7.1-like. Gene Ontology annotation, molecular function: DNA-binding transcription factor activity; RNA polymerase II cis-regulatory region sequence-specific DNA binding. Gene Ontology annotation, cellular component: nucleus. The record is from RefSeq and is a predicted model, not a curated record. Lineage: Eukaryota; Metazoa; Chordata; Actinopteri; Syngnathiformes; Syngnathidae. Gene Ontology annotation, biological process: regulation of transcription by RNA polymerase II. The transcript is spliced from 4 exons. Bases 319 to 1197 code for a protein of 292 amino acids.
GCUCAACUGUACUACCUUAUGUCUCGUCCACCGGAUCUGGAGAACAAGAGUUGAGGAAAAUAAGGCAGCAAAACGGUUUGGUUUGUUACUUUGGAACAUAUUUUAUCUUGCAUUAAGGAGUAUAUAUCACCAAUAUUUUUACAAAGAGCGGAAUUUGAAGAAAUAUUACUUUUAGAAUAUAGCAAAUACGAUAGCAGGGGAUGAGCGACAAAAACGUCAACUAGUGGACGCUGUUUACAAGCCUCGAAUAAAGUCACACCGAGAAGAUGCCAGUGAAAAGACUCUCUUACCCCUGAGCAGCAGGAGUGGAGCUAUAGGAUGGAGCAAGAGGGAGUGAAGCUGCCCUGUUUUAAAGAGGAAGUGGAUGAGUCACAGCCCCCCCAUAUAAAAGAGGAGGAGGAGGAUCAUCGCAUCAGUCAGGAGGGAAAUCGUUUUGAACGACCGGAAGAGAUUCCAGUGAUUUGUGUCAUUGUGAAGAGUGAAGAUGAUGAAGACAAAGGUGAAAGUGAGGAGAAGAGAGAGGUGGAGCCUCCAAGCUGUGGCUCAGCUCAACAUAUGAUAACAGAAGCUGACGGAGAACACUGUGGAAGAUCACAAGCAGACCACCUCUUUGCUCCACUAUUACAUAGUGACGACACGUCGUCACACUCAGCUGACACCGAUGAUGAAGACUCCACAGCUGAUAAGACAAGUCACACUGACAACGCACACUUUAAAUGUUCUCAGUGUGGCAAAACAUUUAAUGCCAAGGCAUUUUUGAUGAGACACAUGAGAAGACAUACUGGAGAAAAACCUUUUGCCUGCUCAGUCUGUAAAAAAAGUUUCUCUCGACAAGAUUACAUGAAAAGACAUUUAAAAACUCACACCGAAGAAAAAUCGUACUCCUGCUCAAUUUGCAGCAAAGGUUUUCAUGAAAGUUCAACAUUGGUUAACCACAUAAGAACACACACUGGAGCAGGAGACAAGCCCAGACUCUACGACAUACAAAAAGAUCGCUACUUUGGAUGGCACUGUAUCAAAAACCGACAUCAAUCUCUAAAGGAUAUCACCACAUGGGCCCAGGAACACUUCAAAAAACCACUGUCACUAAAUACCAUUUGUGGCUACUUCUACAAGUGCAAGUUAAAGCUCUACUAUGCAAAGCGAAAGCCAUUUAUCAACAACAUCCAGAAAUGCCGCCAGCUUCUCUGGGCCUGAGAUCAUCUAAGAUGGACUGAUGCAAAGUGGAAAAGUGUUCUGUGGUCUGACGAGUCCACAUUUCAAAUUGUUUUUGGAAAUAUUCGACAUCGUGUCAUCCGGACCAAAGGGGAAGGGAACCAUCCAGACUGUUAUCGACGCAAAGUUCAAAAGCCAGCAUCUGUGAUGGUAUGGGGGUGCAUUAGUGCCCAAGGCAUGGGUAACUUACAAAUCUGUGAAGGCACCAUUAAUGCUGAAAGGUACAUACAACUUUUGGAACAACAUAUGCUGCCAUCUAAGCGCCGUCUUUUUCAUGGGUGCCCCUGCUUAUUUCAGCAAGACAAUGCCAAGCCACAUUCAGCACUUGUUACAACAGCGUGGCUUCGUAAAAAAAGAGUGUGGGUACUUUCCUGGCCCGCCUGCAGUCCAGACCUGUCUCCCAUAGAAAAUGUGUGGCGCAUUAUGAAGCGUAAAAUACGACAGCGGAGACACCGGACUGUUGAACAACUGAAGCUCUACAUAAAACAAGAAUGGGAAAGAAUUCCACUUUCAAAGCUUCAACAAUUAUUUUCCUUAGUUCCCAAAUGUUUAUUGAGUGUUGUUAAAAGAAAAUGUGAUGUAACACAGUGGUGAACAUACCCUUUCCCAACUACUUUGGCACAUGUUGCAGCCAUGAAAUUCUAAGUUGAUAAUUUUUUGCAAAAAAAAAAAAAAAAAAGUUUAUGAGUUUGGACAUCAAAUAUCUUGUCUCUGUACUGCAUUCAAUUGAAUAUGGGUUGAAAAGGAUUUGCAAAUCAUUGUAUUCCGUUUAUAUUUACAUCUAACACAAUUUCCCAACUCAUAUGGAAACAGGGUUUGUAUUUGAAUUCAUAUUCUGGCUACUUUUUGUAAAAAAAAAUAUUUCAUUUGUUUUUUUAAACAAACCAAAAUAUUUUGGGGGUUUAUCUAAAUAUGUUCUCGAUAUGUUAAUCCAAUCUUUUAAAAACUAGCAUCGAAAGUCACUUACUAGUUUAUCGGGAACAGAGCCAAGGCAGCAUUCGUCUUUGAGCUAAUGCUAGCGAGUGAAAGUCGGGCAAUGUUGAUCCUGACUGUCCUUUUAUCCUAAUAAGCUCAGUUUUUCUUUUUUCUUUUCCUCACACAAAACUUUUCAUUUCUUUGGUUGUUUUGAGGUAUCGGCCAUGUAAGCAGUGAUUGCACGUAGGUGUUCGCAUAGACAUCCGUCUUUUCAUCGACAGGGGAAUGGGGGUGUCAUGUAUGCCGUAAGACAAGUCAACACAUUUGUAGUUUUUUUAGUGGCAGGGUUCCUGCCACCCUCCUCAAAGUCAGUAAGUGCCAGUAAAAGUGAUAUAGACCCCCUCGGUCCAUGACAGAGGUGUCAUUCAACUAAUUGUAAGUCAAUGUAUCAUCCCAAAAGUUAUGAAAAUAUUCCAUGAGGUUUGGAGAACUUACUUAGUGCUGCUUUAACUAAAAUAAGAUUAUACAUGUCAAGUUUUUCCUCACGUCAGAGUGUAAAGUAGAGAUUGACUAAUACACACGGGAUUAUCCUUAGUAGAUCAUAUGAAUCAUAAUAAUACAUUAUUAUUAUUAUUAUUAUGCUUUUAUUAUUAGUAGUACAUCUCUUAGGGUUUAAGUCUCCCCCUGUCAUUAAAAAGUAAUGGCACUUUUGUUUCUAACUUUUAUCAUCACUCUUGGGAUUUGGAUAACAUCGGGCUGUCUGCCCCGCAGGAUGAGUUUUGAGGACCUGUUAGAGACAAUUUAGAGUGAAAAGCACAUUUUAUUUUCACUCGCAUACAAAACAUUCUAACUUGGAUUGUUUCCCUGGCUUCAAGACUGUUCCGAAGGACAGUGCGGCGAAGACACAACAAACUCCCUUCUUGUCUCUCAUGGACACACACCUGUUGUUGUUGACUUUGUAAUAGCAACUGCACGGCACCAAGGUCGCGGAAUAGAGACACGAGGCAGGCUGACACACACAUGCAUCCACAAAAAUAUACACCACACACACGUACCCCACCCCCCAUCCAACACCCUUGACGCGAAUUCCUUAGUGGUGAUGGACGGCUGGGCAGCGCCUGAAGAGCUGCAGCUUCCACCGUGGCCCCCACUCCCUCCUCUCUGUUGCAAGCCUCAAGAUGGACGUAGUAUGUAUAUGUGCUCUGCUAUGGAGGUGUUUUCCCACUCCAGACUGGGCCCCCUUAGGAGCCCAGUCUAGAUUGUAUUUUUUUACUCAUCCUCCCCUAUCGUUUACCUUUUUCCUAUCUUUUACGGGGUGCCUUGUGGCGACCCAUUAGCGUUCCUGUUCUGUAACCCUGUACACUGUUUGUUUGUCUAAUCUUGAACGGGUUUGUGCUGAAAACAAAAGUUUCGUUGUACUUGUGCAAUGACAAUAAAGACCUACCUAUGUACCUUGUUAAGGGCCUUUAAACGCACCACAGUUAUGUGUAAUGAGAUCCAAAAGUUUAAC